This is a messenger RNA of Talaromyces marneffei, 474 nucleotides long. RefSeq lists its product as uncharacterized. Gene Ontology annotation, cellular component: nucleus. Gene Ontology annotation, biological process: protein sumoylation. Bases 1 to 474 code for a protein of 157 amino acids. Gene Ontology annotation, molecular function: SUMO conjugating enzyme activity. NCBI's taxonomy places the organism in Eukaryota, Fungi, Ascomycota, Eurotiomycetes, Eurotiales, Trichocomaceae. The record is from RefSeq and is a predicted model, not a curated record. The transcript has 4 exons.
AUGAGUCUUUGUUUGAAUCGCCUAACUGAGGAGAGAAAGCAGUGGCGCAAGGAUCACCCAUUCGGUUUUUAUGCCAAACCAAACCGCAACGCUCAAGGAGUUUUGGAUAUGAAAAACUGGGAGUGCGGCAUCCCUGGAAAGUCUGGCACUCUUUGGGAGGGUGGAUUGUUUAAGCUCCAUCUCAUUUUCCCGGAAGAAUACCCUACCAAGCCACCAAAAUGCAAAUUCGUCCCCCCUCUUUUUCACCCAAAUGUCUACCCGUCUGGCACCGUCUGCCUGUCGAUUCUGAAUGAAGAAGAAGCCUGGCGCCCUGCGAUUACGAUUAAGGAGAUCCUCAUUGGUGUCCAAGACUUGCUCGAUGAUCCCAAUCCCGAAUCCCCAGCGCAGGCGGAAGCUUAUAACCUCUUCAAGAAAGACCGCGCCGCUUACGAAAAGAAAGUUCGACAAAUUGUGCGCGAAAAUCCGGCACCUUGA